Messenger RNA from Camellia sinensis, 587 nucleotides. The record is from RefSeq and is a predicted model, not a curated record. Lineage: Eukaryota; Viridiplantae; Streptophyta; Magnoliopsida; Ericales; Theaceae.
UAAUCAUCACACAGAACAAGAGGAAAAACAGAGAACGCAGAGAGAGAGAGAGAGAGAGAGAUGGAUUCAUUUUCAGCACCUUCGAGUGCAUCAUCCUCACAGAUGUCGCCAGAGAACUUGAUGGACCAGCUCAAAACUCAGCUUGCCCAGGCUUACGCUGAGGAGUUCCUUCAGACUGUAAGGGGAAAGUGCUUUGAGAAGUGUAUCACAAAACCAGGAAGCAGCCUUAGUGGGAGUGAGAGUAGUUGCACAUCUAGGUGUGUGGAUCGCUACAUUGAGGCCACUGGUAUUAUCAGCAGAGCUCUUUUUAGUUUCCAACGCUAAAUGUCAUGAAGCGCACACAAAUAUGCAAACUGUUGAAUUUUCAAGGGGGGAAAGAAAAGAAAAGAAAAAGAAAAUGAGAUAGUUCAAAAUUUAUGUUAGGGAUGGAUGCUUUCCUAUCAGCCGGAAAAUAGUCUGUUUAACUUUGAUUCUAAUUAUUGAACUUGAUAAUCAGCCAUAUGUAGCUCUGAUUCUCUGUUAUUCUGUUUAUUUAUAUAUAUGAAGGGAAAAAAACAGAAAAAGAAAAAAAGGCUGGGUUGAAUUCA